This is a messenger RNA of Aspergillus fijiensis CBS 313.89, 11049 nucleotides long. RefSeq names its product acetyl-CoA synthetase-like protein. The coding region runs from base 1 to 11049 and encodes 3682 amino acids. Gene Ontology annotation, cellular component: cytoplasm. The record is from RefSeq and is a predicted model, not a curated record. Lineage: Eukaryota; Fungi; Ascomycota; Eurotiomycetes; Eurotiales; Aspergillaceae. The transcript is spliced from 2 exons. Gene Ontology annotation, biological process: secondary metabolite biosynthetic process; amino acid activation for nonribosomal peptide biosynthetic process. Gene Ontology annotation, molecular function: phosphopantetheine binding; catalytic activity.
AUGGGCCCCAAUGCUGGACCAGGUAGCAUCGCCAUGGCGAAUGUGCUGCGCGCCGCGUGGGGUCUAGUCAUGGCGCAGUUCUCCGGCCAGCCAGACGUAGUAUUUGCUGCGAACGUCUCCGGCCGUAACGCCCCGGUGCCCGGCGUGAGCGAGAUCAUCGCGCCGACGAUCACCACCGUGCCCCUGCGUAUCCAGACCGGCCUUGAUCAGACCCCGACGGUGGCAGACUUCCUUCAAGGGGUGCAGGAGCAAGCAAUCCAGAUGAUAGCGUACGAGCACACCGGACUCCAGGGCAUCCGCGGCCAUCCGGCGUUGCAGCUGCGCAACCUGCUGGUUAUUCAACCUGCUGCGGAGAGUGACACCACGCUCGACUUCCCCGGUAUUGAGGCCCUGCCCCUCGCCGUAGAGGAUUUCGAUAGUUAUGGGCUGAAUGUCGAGUGUACGCUGGGGACAACGAUUGGGGUGCAGGCGCGGUUCGACGACAAGGUUGUUCGACCGGCGUAUAUGACCCGUGUGCUGGACCAGUUCACACACAUCGUGGCGGUGUUGUGUGAUUCCAGUCUCCAACGCUCGUCGCUGCGAGAGCUAGAUCUACUCAGCCGUGCUGAUCACGCACAGAUUGCGGUCUGGAAUGCCACCGUCCCGGAGCGCGUCGAGAAAUGUAUCCACGAGCUGGUGGAAGAGCAGGCACAGGCUCGCCCUACAGCGCUAGCGGUUUGGGCUUGGGAUGGACAGCUCAGCUACCGUGAACUGACACAUCUCGCUAGUCUCUUAGCCCACCGUUUAGUUGCACUCGGGGUUGGACCAGAGCAGAUGGUGGGUGUUUCGAUGGCCAAGUCCAAAUGGGCGGCGGUAGCGCUGUUGGCCACCCUUCAGGCUGGGGGGGUCGUGGUGCCCUUGAGCGUCAGCCAUCCCAUCCAGCGAAUCGAGACGAUUCUCCACGACGCUGCAGUGAGCGUGACCUUGGUGGACGGCCCGGAGCACGACCGCUUAAACGGCCAAGUCGAUUGUUCCCUCCUUGUGGUCGAUUCGCAGCUUUUCGAGAGUCUGUCUACCACUCUCACCCCAAACAAUGAGGUUGCAUUCGUACCCCCCAUCCCUCCUGUCAGCGUCACCCCUGAUCAUGCUGCCUGGGUCAUCUACACAUCCGGGACAACGGGAACCCCUAAAGGCGCCGUGCUCGAGCAUGGGACCCUCUGUACGAGCAUCCGGGCCCACGGCACGCGGUAUGGGUUUGGGCCCCACACGCGCAAGCUGCAGUACGCGGCACAUACCUUCGACGGCACAAUCGAGGAUUACUUCACCACCUGGGCCUGGGGCGGGCUGAGCUGUGUGCCGUCGGAAGAGGACCGGCUGGACAUGCGCCAGCUGACGGCGUUCAUGCGCCAGACCCAUGUCAACGCUCUGGCCACCACCUACACCGUGGCCGGACUCUUCACGCCCGAGGAGGCUCCCAGUCUGCGCACGCUCGUUCUGGGCGGCGAGCCAGCAACCAUCGAGGUGACCAAUCGCUGGCGGACCAAGGUCGACCUCUUCAACUGCUACGGUCCCUCGGAGUGCUCCAUCUUCUCCUCGGCAGCCGGUCCGGUCCAGAACGUCGACGAGAUCCAUAACAUCGGCACGUCCAUCGGCACUCGCCUGUGGGUGGCUGAUCCCCAGGACCACGAUCGCUUGUGUCCCAUCGGCGCUCCGGGCGAGCUGCUGAUCGAGGGGCCGCAGUUGGCGCGCGGGUACCUCAACAAUGCUGACAAGACCCAGUCCCAGUUCCUUGUUGAUCCAGGCUUUAUGGCGCGAUUCGGCCUAGCCCCAGGGCGACGUGUCUACCGUAGUGGGGAUAUCGUCCGUCAGAAGGAUGACGGGUCAUGGGUGUAUGUGGCGCGCCGUGACACGCAAGUCAAGAUCCGCGGUCAGAGAGUCGAGAUCGGCGAGAUCGAACAGCAGAUCGUUCGGUCUCUGGCUGAAACCCGCUUCGUGGCGACGGUGCUGCUGCAGCGCGGAGCCCAGGGCUCGCCGGUGUUAGUGGCUGCCAUUGAAUUUAUGUCGGGGAGUAGAUAUCUGAGCGGAGACGAGGAGAAGGCAGGGGAUGAGGAGGAGGUGCAGAAACACCAGUUGAGGGCUACGGACAAUGCUGUUCCACCCACAGAAGCGAUGCAGGCGGCGUUUCAGAACCUCCAUAGCGCCUUGUUCCAAGUGCUCCCAACACACAUGGUCCCAAGCGCAUACGUCCCCGUCGCCCAUAUGCCGCGCAAUCUCUCUGGGAAGCUGGAUCGGCGAGCCUUGCGGGAGCAGCUGGCUGCCAUGUCCGCUGAAUCCAUGCAGCAGUAUCUCGAGGGGCGUAAGAAAGUCGCCCCUGCAACUGACAUGGAGCGUACAUUACAGAGUCUCUGGCUGGAGGCUCUAGGGAUUGACAAGGCAGAGAGCGUGGGCCUGCAGGAUAAUUUCUUUCAGUUGGGAGGCGACUCGGUGGCCGCUAUGCACUUGGCAGCCCUAACCUGGCAACGCAUCAAAUUACAUCUGACCGUCGCUGACGUCUUCCGCCAUCCACGCCUCGGUGAUCUGGCGCAGAGGCUGAUGGAGCUCAGCUUAGUUACUACUGCGGAGCAGGCAGAGGAACAAGAUCCUGAGCCCUUGAGCUUGUGGGCUAAUGCCUCGCCCGAAGCCGUGAGCGAGAUUGCAGCUCGUUGCCAGGUGGAUGUGGAUCAGAUAUCAGAUGUAUACCCCUGCACACCACUGCAGGAAGGCUUGAUGGCGGUUACGGGGCGUCAAUCCGCCGCCUACAUCAGUCGACAGGUCUACUCCCUCUCGACCGCUGUCAUCGACCUGCACCAGUUCCAGGCGGCCUGGGAGACAUUGACCCAGACCACCCCCAUCCUGCGCACGCGUCUCAUGAUGGGUCCCAACCAGCAAGCCCUACAAGUGGUGGUACAAGCCCCGAUUGUCUGGCGAGUCGGCACCGAUCUCGCGACUUACAUUGCCGAGGACCGUGAGGCAGGCAUGAAAUUGGACCAGCCCCUGGUGCGAUACGGCUUGGUGACGGAGUCGCGUGACAAAACAUAUUUCGUAUGGACCGCACAUCACAGUAUAUACGACGGCUGGACGAUGAGCGAGAUCGCGCAGCGCUUCGCACAGAUCUACAAUGGAUUGGAACACGCGACCUCGAUCCCGUCAACCAUUCCAUAUUCCCGCUUCAUCCGGUACUUGACCACGCGGGAUCCCGUCGAGACGGCUCAAUACUGGCGGGAACAGUUCGAGGGCGAGGUGGUGGCUGACUGGCCUGCACUGCCUCAGCACGACUACCACCCUAGACCACAAUCGCGUAUUCAGACAGCUGUGGCGAGUCCAGCGCCCUUAAGCGGCGGCAUUCUGAUCUCCACCAUCCUACGCGCUGCGUGGGCAAUCGUGAUGGCCCGGUAUAGUGGACACAAUGACAUUGUGUUCGCCGCCAGCGUGUCGGGGCGCAAUGCCCCUGUGCGGCAGAUCCAGGACAUCGCCGGUCCAACCCUAACCACAGUGCCGGUCCGCGUAUCAGUCGACAAAAGUAUGACAGUGGCUCAGCUGCUGCAGACCAUUCAGCGACAAGCUACAGACAUGAUUCCCCACGAGCAGACUGGAUUGCAACAGAUCAAAAAGCUGCUGCCUGACGCCACUAGUAGCACCGCUCUGGCGCUCCGCAACCUUCUGGUCGUCCAGCCCGCCGCCGAAAGUGCCAACAGCCCUAUCACCCUUCCGGGCCUGGAGGCUCUCCCUACACCGUUCGAGGACUUUGGCAGCUUCGGACUGCAGGUCGAGUGCACGCUCGGACGGCAGCAGAUUAAUGUGGACGUCCAGUAUGACGAGCAGGUGGUCGCCACAGCCUAUAUUCAGAAGGUGGUCGACCACUUCGUGCAUCUUGUGAAGGAGCUCGCCAACCCCAGCCGGUUCCAACAGCCGCUGCACAAGUUACAUAUCAGUCCUCAAGACGAAGAGCAGAUUCUGGACUGGAACCAGGUUGUCCCCACCUGCGUUGAGCAAUGUGUCCAUGCCCUUGUGUACAAUCGCGUGGUCCGCCAGCCCACUGCAUGCGCAAUCAGCGCCUGGGACGGCGAAUUGACCUAUGAGGAGCUUUCAGGACAGGCCGCGAGCCUGGCGGCCCAUCUGCAGCACGACCUAGGCGUGAAGCCGGAGCGCACGGUGGGAGUUUGUAUGGACAAGAGCAAGUGGGCUGCGGUCGCCAUACUCGCGGUUCUGUACGCCGGAGGGGUGGUCGUUCCCCUCGGGGCGGCUCAUCCUCUGCCUCGCGUGCAGGCCAUCGCACAGGAUGCAGCGGUGGAGACCGUACUCGUGGAUCGUGAACAGCAGCAACGGCUGAUGUCACUGGGCCUGCGACUAUUGAUCGUGGACGAAGAACUCAUCGCUCGCCACACACCGCUGGACCUCGCACAGACGACCGCACUGCUGCGGACAAGUACGGUGCAGCCACACAAUAUGGCGUGGAUCAUUUACACCUCUGGUAGCACGGGCACCCCGAAGGGGGUGAUUCUCGAGCACCAGGCGCUCAGCACCAGUAUCGAGGCACAUGGCGCUGCCUUUAAGAUGGAUGAGACGACCCGUACCCUGCAGUUCGCAGCGCAUACCUUUGACGCCACAAUCCAGGAUAUCAUCACCACCCUCUGGGCGGGAGGGUGUGUCUGCAUUCCCUCGGAGCAUGACCGCGUCAAUCGGCUCACGGAAGUCAUGAGCGCCAUGCGGGUCAAUUGCGCUACUUUGACCUCAACAGUGGCGUCGAUGCUGGUUCCUAACAGAAUUCCCUCAAUGCGUACAAUGAUCCUAGUAGGUGAACCAGUUACUGCGGCAGCCGUAGCCCUAUGGUCACCGCAUGCCACUGUGCUGAAUGCCUACGGCCCCUCCGAGUGCUCGAUCCAUUCCUCCUGCAGUCGACCGAUUCACGACGCCGCCCUCGCGUCCAACAUUGGCUUCCCCCUCGCCUGUACGUGGUGGGUGGUGGAUGCCGACAACCAUCACUCCCUCUGCCCGAUUGGCGCCCCCGGGGAGCUUCUGAUUGAGGGCCCGAAUCAAGCCCGAGGCUAUCUCAAUGACGACGAGAAGACCCGAGCGGCCUUUGUUCGGGACCCCGACUUCAUUCCUCGACUAGGCCUCGCAGGUCGACGCCUGUACCGGACCGGUGAUCUGGUCAAGCAGAACCCUGACGGAUCGCUGAUCCAUCUCGGCCGCCGGGAUCUACAGGUCAAGAUCCGCGGACAGCGCAUCGAGGUGGGCGAGAUAGAAUACCAAAUCCAGCGACAUCUCGCCGGGGCGCGCACCGUCGCGGUAGAGCGCGUUCAGCACGGCGGAGAUGGCGAGCAGAUCAGCCUGGUAGCAGUAAUGGACUUUGUCGACGAGACGCGCAACGAUGAGAACAACGCUGCUGCAACAACAACUGCUGCUGCUACUGCUACUGCUGCCACUGAUGCGCUGCAGCCCCUGCCUCCUUCUGAUCGCCUUCGCGCUAGAUUCAAUGAGCUUCGUCAGACGCUGCUCCGCAUUCUGCCAGUCUAUAUGGUCCCCGCUGCAUACCUCCCUGUGGAUCAGAUGCCCUCGAAUGCCAACAACAAGCUUGACCGGCGGGCCAUCCGGGCCCUGUUGGCACAGCACUCGCUGGCUACCCUGCAACAGUACAUCCACGAUGACAAGGCUGAAAUGCAGGCCUUGCCCGUGACCGCAUUGGAGAAGAAGGUGCAUGCGCUCUGGCUCGAGGUGUUCGACCUCCCCGCCGGGGUCAGCGUGUCCAUGAACGACAAUUUCUUCCACCUGGGUGGGGACUCGGUGACGGCGAUGCGGAUGGUUGUCGUCGCUGUGUCUCACGGGCUGCAGCUGAGCGUAGAAGAUAUCUUCAAGUCACCCCGGCUAGCAGAUUUGGCUGCCACGCUCGCAGCCCGGUCCUUGGAAGAGAAACUGGCACAGGACAUCGAAAAUCCUGCCCCCUUCGAGCUGUGGGACGAGCUUCAUGCUGCCGAGUCCCCAGACAAGCGACAACAGCGCUUACUCCGCAUCGCGACGAGUGUCGGGGUAAGCCUGGACCAGAUCGAGGACGUUUAUCCCUGUACACCAUUGCAGGAGGGCUUGAUGGCCGUUACGGCGCGUCAGCCGGCAGCCUAUGUAAGUCGACAGGUGUAUGCGAUGGGUAGCGCCGUAGAUCGCAACCAGUUGCAGGCGGCAUGGGAGACCCUGUCUGCAGAAGUCAGCAUUUUGCGCACACGAAUCCUGGUAGACAAUGAAUCCCCCGCUCUGCAGGUGGUGGUGCGUGCCGACAUCUGCUGGCAAUCAGGCACAGACCUCGAGCAGUACCUGCAGGCUGAUCGCGCUCAGGGCAUGUCUCUGGGCCAGCCGCUGGUUCGCUAUGGGUUUGUCAAGGAGCCCACCGGGGCAUGCUACUUUAUCUGGACUGCGCACCAUGCCUUGUAUGAUGGUUGGACAGUCGGUGCACUCAGCAAACGCCUCCUGGACAUCUACCGCCAGGGCCGGUCUGCAUCCGCGGUCCCCUACACGCAAUUCAUCCGGUAUCUUCAACACGGUCGCCCGGACACCGUGGCGAGCACGCACUACUGGCGCGAGCAGUUGGAGGGCGACGUGAUGGCCAGCUGGCCACGACGAGUCUCAGACAAGCAACCACUGCCACAGGACGACUUUCAUGCAACGAUCCCACUUCCGCCGACGCAGAGACAUGGCCAGGUGACAAUCUCGACCGUUCUUCGCGCCGCAUGGGCGCUGGUCGUGGCCCAGUACUCGGGACACGGGGACAUUGCCUUUGCAGCCACGGUUUCCGGCCGCAAUGCCCCGGUUCGAGGCAUAUCAGAUAUCGCGGGCCCAACCAUUACGACUGUGCCAAUUCGUACACGAGUCGACCACACAAGGACUGUGGCCGAUUAUCUUGAUGCAAUGCAGCGGCAAGCAACACAUAUGAUUGACCACGAGCAUACCGGUCUACAGGGGAUCAAGGCAUUGGUGCCCACAUUGGCUAGCACGCUGGACACGGGCAGCUUGCUGGUCAUCCAGCUGGCUGAAGAGAAGGAUUCGCAAGGGCAAUUAGACUUCCCCGGCCUGGAGACCAUCCCCCUGCCGAUCGAGCCCUUCAAUGCACAUGCGCUGACCCUCGAGUGCCAGCUUGGGGCACAGGAGCUCACCGUAGAUGUGCACUACGAUAAGCAGAUCAUGGCUUCGACCCAGGUCAAACGAGUGAUCGACUACUUCGCCUGCCUGUUCCACCGACUAUGCAAUCCGAGCACGCAAUCACAGCCCCUAGCAGAGAUUCUGGCCAUCAAUGACGCGGAUCAGCAGCAGAUCCUGCACUGGAAUGCGGACGUUCCGCCCCGGCUGGAAAAAUGCAUCCACGAGAUGAUACGCGAACAGGUGGAACGCUCACCCACAGCCAUCUCUAUCCACGCCUGGGAUGGCGAUAUGAACUAUCGCGAAUUCUAUGAGGCGGGUGCGCGCGUGGCCCACCAGCUCGUCUCCUUCGGGGUCGGGCCAGAAGGCAUUGUGGGAGUUUGUAUGGAGAAAUCGAAAUGGGGCGCCGUGGCGAUGCUGGGGAUCAUGCAAGCCGGGGGAGCCAUCAUGCCCUUGGGCAUAUCACACCCCUUGGCCCGCAUUGACACUAUCCUCGACGCCUCGCGGGCACGCCUGAUCAUCGUCAGCCCUGCACAGGCCAAGCGACUGCAGGGGCUGACCAACCUCGCCAACAUCCAGCUCGUCACCCUCGACCAUGAUCAUUUCGAUACUUGGCCACGGUGCCAACAAGCGCCGGAGAUGGGAGUGACGCCGUCCAACGCCUCGUGGGCUAUCUUUACCUCGGGCAGUACAGGCGUGCCCAAGGGCGUAGUCAUCGAGCACGGAACCAUGUCGACGAGUUUAGACGAACAGGGACGCUGGCUGGGUCUCACGCCUGCGACGCGGUUCCUGCAGUUUGCUUCUUACACUUUCGACAAUGUCAUCACCGACACCUUCGCUACGACGGCCUUUGGUGGCGUCGUCUGCAUCCCCUCCGAGGAGGCCCGCAUGAACCAGCUCACCGAGGUAAUGGCAGAUAUGGAAGUCAACACAGCGAUGCUGACCUCCACUGUUGCACGGCAUGUGGCGCCCAGUCGCGUGCCAGCCCUGAAUACCCUGAUUCUGACAGGCGAGCCUGUUCGGGCCGACGUCGUCAGCAUCUGGCUGGGCCACGCCGAUAUCUACAACGCUUAUGGGCCCACCGAAGGGUCUAUGAGUACCUGUACUCGGCCCUACCCCAAUGCCCACGAAGUCAGCAACAUCGGCUUCCCCUUGGCGACCCGGUUAUGGGUCACGCAGCCCACGCAAACCCAUCUGCUGAGCCCUCUCGGCGCACCCGGCGAGCUCUGGAUUGAAGGGCCCUUCUUGGCACGGGGAUACCUCGGUGACCCCGUCCGCACUCAGGCCUCAUUUAUCGUCGAUCCCGAGUUCACGCGGCGUCUGGGCCUCCACGGACGCCGGCUCUACCGUACGGGGGAUCUUGUGCAACAAAACGAGGAUGGAACUUUGAUCCACCUCGGGCGAAUAGACUCUCAGAUCAAAAUCCGGGGUCAGCGUGUCGAGCUCGGUGAGAUUGAACAUCAGAUCCUGCACCAUCUGCCCGGUGUGAGUACAGUGGCCGUGGAGCCGCUCACCGACGAGGACACGCAGCGGAUCUUCCUGGUCGCCGCGGUGGAGUUUGCUGGCGACAGUGAAUAUCGGCGUGGCACAAUCACCCUGACGGGACUGCUGGCGCCAUCCCCGGCCCUAAGAAAGGCCUUCAGUAAGCUGUACGGCAUCCUAUCACAAACACUCCCUGUGUACAUGGUUCCGGCCGUGUUCGUGCCCAUUGCGGAGAUGAGUCGCAACCUCUCCGGCAAACUGGACCGCAAGCUCCUCCGCACGAUGCUGGCACGUUUGCAAGACAACGACGACAACGACAACGACAAUCUGCGGCAGUAUCGCGUGGGCGACGGUCCCAAGGUCUCCCCCUCCACCGAGAUGGAGCGCCGACUACAGGCCCUGUGGGCUGAUGGGCUCCAUCUCCCGGUCGACGAAAUCGGGGCCCAUGACAAUUUCUUCCACCUUGGCGGAGACUCCCUGGCCGCCAUGCGCAUGGUGGCCGCAUCACGCUCUCGUUCUUUCAAGCUAAGCGUGGCGGACAUCUUCAAACACCCUUGUCUGUCUGAGCUGGCUGAGAAAGAUGAUGGGGUGGAGGAGGAGGAGGAAGAGGAAGAGGAAGGCGUGGUCCCAUUUUCUUUAAUAGACACCGAUAACCCCGAAGCAUUUAUCCACGAAGUGGUCUCCCCCGUUUGCAACAUCAGAUGUGCGGACGAGGUCGUUGAUAUCCUGCCCACCACCGAUUUCCAAGCCCUCACGGUGGCAGGCGUGCUCACGACCCCCGCCGCGGCCAACUGUGCGCAUUUCCUGCUCGACGGCCAGGGCCCCUGUGACGUGGAGCGGCUGCGCAAAAGUUGCUUCGACCUCAUCCGCGCCCUGCCUAUCCUCCGCACGGCCUACAUCUUCGAUCAAAGCCGCCUGCUGCAGGUGGUCAAGAGUGCCUAUGAGCCGGACAUCCCCAUCUUCCACACGGAGCGUACGCUCGAAGCGAAGACGGCCGAGAUCAUCAACCACCAGCUGCUCCCAGCCCCCUGCUUGGGCGAACCCUUCAUGCAGAUGGCCAUUGUCGAGGAGGCGCACAGCACGCGACACCGACUUCUCCUGCGCGUGACGCACGCUGAGUACGAUGCCGUGUCCAUCAAUGUGAUCUGGGAGACCCUGCGCUGUCUGUUCGAGGGCACAAUCCCGCCUCGAUUCCCAUCCUUCGCGAGCUUCUACUACCACCAGCAGCAAUGCAUCACCGCACAAACGUACGACUACUGGACCGACCUGUUGGCGGGCUCGUGUAUGCCCCAACUGGGCCGCUCCACCUCCGCCAUCGGACAAUAUCCAUCUACCGUGGCCCACCUCACCCCACGGACGGUGACCCUCGCCAGCCCGCUGUCUGCGGGCGUCACCAGGCCGGUCCUGGUGAAGGCAGCAUGGGCGAUCACUUUGGCCCGUGUGGCCCAGAGCCAGGACGUGGUGUUCGCCGACACUGUCUCCACACGGGGCACCGUCGACGCUACCCGGAUGAAUGCAACGGGCUGCUGCGUCACGCUGCUCCCCGUCCGCGUGCAGCUGUCCUCUCCUGCCCUCACAGCGCACAAGCUACUGCAAACUGUGCGCGAGCAGCAGAUUCAGAGCUUCGAGCACGGACACCUGGGCUUCCGAGACAUCCUCCAUGACUGCACCGACUGGGCGACCUCGACGAGGUUUACAUCCGCACUGAACCACAUCACCGAGCAGACGAACGGGACCGUUUGCAUGAGCGGGCAGGAGUACACUAUUUCCAGCUUCGAUGCGCUGGACGCGACAUGGACAGUUGACGUGGGGGUCACGGCCGUCAGCCGGAAGGACGGCGCGCUGGACCUACGUUUGGCCUACCGGGCUGACAGCAUCACGCCGGAGAUGGCAUCGGAGUAUGUGCGCAUGCUCACCGAGACGCUCACGAUCCUCGUGAACGAGCCAUCUCGCACCAUCAAGGAGAUGUUAUCGGCCCCUGUAACCCGAUCCGGGGGGAAGGGGAAGAGGUCAUCGGCGCCGGUGGUGCAGAUCACGGAGCGGAUCUCGGGCGAGGAUCCCCUGAUCAUGGCGUCGUAUCUACAGAUCAAACAGCGGCCAGAGUGGGAAGUAGUUCUGCAGCGUCGUCGGGGGGUCGCCACGGGCAAGACCAGGCCGGCAGCCUCCUUUGCACAGAGGGGCGGCGAUCUCUUGGACGCGGUCUACUUAGCCUCUCUUCUGGGUCUGAGCGACCAGUUCGACUCCGCCCAGGCAAUAUUAGUGGGAUCACGCCGUGAGGAUGAAGCGGGUCUCGAGGAGGGCCUACCCUCAACGAAAGCAAAGCGGCUGUCUCUCAGAACGAUGUGGACAAGUGCCCGGAAGAGCUAUGCUCGAUGGUUCACGGCGGGUUCGCGGCAAAGAGGCCAGACCUCACUGGCUGUUUAA